AUGGCAUCAAAAGAUUUGUGGCGCCCAUGGCUGACUGAUAAUGAAGAAGUUCUAAUGGAUCAAGAAAAUGACAAUAAUCCCGAAUUAAACAAAUCGGAAAAUAUAGGUAAUGAAGAAUUAAACUGUGGUAGAAAAAGGAUACACUUGAACCAGAAUGUAAAAAUAAUGAUAAAGAACCUAUUUAAUUGUUACCUGAAGCAAAUGAAUAAAACAUCGGCGAUAAGAGAAACUGCUAGAACAUCAAAAAUUUCACGAGCAACGGUUUAUAGGAUAGUUAAGUACGGACCGUAUGCGAGAAAGGAAAGAAGUGACAAAGGAAGCUUCCGAUCAAUAGACAAAUCACUUAUAGAUAAAAUAAAGUACGUCAUUGCGGAUCUUACAAUAAACGAGAUACCUACAAUUAGUAACUUAACUAGCGAAUUACAAAACAGAAAUAUUAUACCGAAUUGUUCUAAAACGACAUUGUGGCGUUUUCUACAAGCAAACAAUCUACAAGGAUCCAUUAAUAACGACGAAGAAAUAAUAGUAGUAGAUUAA
Molecule: messenger RNA, 537 nt
Organism: Psylliodes chrysocephalus
Lineage: Eukaryota; Metazoa; Arthropoda; Insecta; Coleoptera; Chrysomelidae
Source: the annotation of a GenBank genome assembly